CACUGCAGCAGUAUGCACUGUGCAGCUACAACAACAAUCAGAGAGACUGAUUUGAUAGUUGCUUUUCUCGUUUUAGAGACUUGCUUCUCUCCUGCAAGCAAGACGUGCCACAAGUCCAACAACAUCACAGCCAACAAGCGGCCUUGUGUAACGUUUUUGGUUGGUGCUCAUAAGACGAGUGACGCUAGUCUGUGAGUAGCCCUAAUCAUACUUCAAGUUGCAAGCUGUGUUAAGCAUGGGAAAUGAAGUGUGACAACAAUGUCCAUAGCUGCGAACCUGUCAUGAAUUAUUCCCUGCUUUUGUGAUAGUAUGGAGAAUGCAUUAUCCCUUGUUAUUGUUUAUUUGACACCUGUGUCCCCCAGUUUUUGUCAAAGACAUCUCUCAGUCAUAGCUACUCAUAGGCAACACCAAUGCUCACACUGAUAAACUGAUAAUGACGGGGCAAUGGACUGGUUUUGAUCCAGCCUACAUCAUUUCGGAGCUCUGUCACACGGACACCGACAACCCCUUCCCAGUGUGGAAGAAUGGGACUUUCACUCCAUGUUUCAAUCAACUCGUCUUCGGUUCUCUUCCAUAUGCUGCUCUGGCAGUCGGCAGUGCAUGUUACCUAAGCACGUCAAGAUGUACGUAUCUUCAGAGCCAGCCGUCAUAUGGCUGGGGUUUCCGGGCAGCGUCUGCCCUGCUCAUCGCCCUCCUCUUCAUCGGAGACGUGGCGUCUGUGGCCCUCCUCCACGACCCCCACAUGUACCUGGACAUCUUGGCCGACGGCUGUGCCAUCGUCGCCUGGCUGGUGCACUUCGGAGCCGUGGUGUCCCUCCAGAAAUCGGCCUGCCGCCUCACCCGAGGGCCCCGUGUCUUGAUGGUCCUGGUGCUCCUGCUCGUCCCAAACCUGGUGGUCACCUUGAUGGCCUACCUGCAGGACAGGGACUACCUCGACCUGUUACAGGCCCUGCGCGUGUUACGUCUGGCCAUGGCGGUGGCUCGAGCGUCCUUGCUCCUCGUCUAUCUCCUGGCCUUCUGUGUCCCCUGCGUGCCCAAGUUCGGCCGUCACCGGGACCCCCUGUCCAUCAACGCCACCACGGAUGACCCCCUUUCCCCUCUGCUGCCCUCCCAGCCGGAGCAGGUCAGCUUGGGAGAGGUGGUGGCGGAGGACGGUAGCGGGUGGCUAUCAAGGUUGCUGUACCUCUGGCUGAAUCCCUUGCUGCUGCAAGGGGAGAGAGGUCUGCUGGAGAGACCAGUUGACGUCUACCAGCUGCCCAGGAAGCUACGCACCGCUACGGUUCACCAGCGCUUCCGUCAAUGCUGGGAGAGGUGCCAGAAGGAGGCAGGGUCGCCCCCACCACCUCGUGACACACUUGGAGAGAGUUUGCAGAGGUCCGGUCGAAGUCUCCAAGAUGGCUCCUGGACCGAGCCUGUGGUGGUGGUGGGAGAUGCCGGCACACAUGUGCAGGUGGACCAGGAUGUCAGCCUCCUGAGGGUCCUGCAUAAGGCCUUUGGGCUGCGUUACUACUCGCUGGGCUUGCUGAAGCUGGCCUCCAGCAUGUUGGCCUUCGCCGGUCCCCUGCUCCUCAGCGGCCUAGUGGGGUUCAUGGAGUCCCGGGACGCGCCGGUCAGGCAGGGGGUGUGGUGCGCCGUGGGGCUCUUUGCCAGUACCUUCGUGGCGGCAAUACUCCGCAAUGUUUUUGUCUUUCAGGUGUCGAAGAUCUCCCUGGAGGCGCGUGCGGCGGUGGUGUCGGCCAUCUAUGGCAAGGCCAUGCGCGUGAGUGGCGCCGCCCUGGCCCGCUUCACGCUGGGGGAGGUGGUCAACUUCAUGAGCACCGACACCGACCGGCUGGUCAACUUCUUCAACAGCUUCCACGAGGCCUGGAGCCUGCCCUUCCAGUUCGCCCUGGCCCUCUACCUGCUCUACCUACAGGUGGGUGUGGCGUUCCUGGGGGGUUUGGGGGUGGCGGUGCUGCUGGUGCCCCUCAAUAAGCUGCUGGCUUCCCGCAUCCUGGAGAAUAACACACACAUGCUGGAACAUAAGGACAGCCGAGUCAAACUGAUGACGGAGGUGCUGUUUGGCAUCCGCGUGCUCAAGUUCUACAGCUGGGAGCCGCACUUCACCCAGAGGAUAAACGCCUGUCGCCAGAGGGAGCUGACGCACCUGAAGGCCCUGAAGUACCUGGACGCCGUGUGCGUCUACACCUGGGCGGCCCUACCCGUGGUCAUCUCCAUCCUCACCUUCAUCACCUACGUGCUGCUGGGGAACGAACUGACUGCAGCCAAAGUGUUCACCACCCUGGCCCUGGUGGGGAUGCUGAUCCUGCCUCUGAAUGCCUUCCCCUGGGUCCUCAACGGCACCCUGGAGGCCAAGGUCUCCCUGGACCGCAUCCAGCGCUUCCUCCGGCUACACAACCAGGACCUCAAUGCCUACUACAACAAAAAUGCUCCAGAGGACCCGGUCUCUGUCCUGGAGCUGUGGCAGGCCUGUUUCUCUUGGCAGACGUCAGACCCGGACAGCCCAGCUCAGCCAUCAGAUGAGGAGGCCAGCAGUAGAGGUAGCGGUAGCGGUAGUGGUAGUGGCACUAGGCCUACCACCGGAAGCCUGCCUCUCACCAGCCUCAACCUCAACAUACAGCAGGGCCGGUUGGUGGCUGUGGUGGGGAAGGUCGGUUGUGGCAAGAGCUCCCUACUGGCGGCCAUCACUGGAGAACUUCAGAGGCUGGGAGGGUCUGUGUAUGUGGCCGGUAGGAGCGAGGGCUUUGGCCUGGCCGCCCAGGAGCCCUGGAUACAGCACUCCACCGUCAGGGACAACAUCCUGUUUGGACGACACUACGACAGCACCUUCUAUCAGGCUGUCAUCGAGGCCUGUGCCCUGAGCGAUGAUCUCAAUAUGUUACCAAAUGGAGACCGGACGGAGGUGGGAGAGAGCGGAGUCACCCUUAGCGGGGGACAGAAGAGUCGUCUAGCCCUGGCCAGGGCUGUUUACAUGGACAAGGACAUUUACCUGCUGGAUGAUCCCUUGGCUGCUGUGGACUCUGAUGUCGCCCAUCACCUGAUGGAGAGAUGCAUUCUGGGUAUCCUCAGCUCCAAGACCAGAAUCCUUUGCACUCACCGCAUAGAGUUCCUGGACAGGGCCGACAUGGUGGUCCUUAUGGACAAUGGGACAAUCAUUAAGACGGGAUCGCCCAGUGAGAUUCUCCCCUUGGUGGAAGCAGAGCCAAAAGAUCGAAAGAAUGACAAGAACAAAAAAGAGAAGGAUGUUCAAGGCCACGAAGGGGAGGAACAGGACACGGCCAAUGAGAUUGCUCUGGAGGAGGAACCUGACGACUCGGGGGAGGAGCAAAAGAAAGUGGGCGGCCUUGAUUGGUCAGUCUACAGAGCCUACUGGAAGGCAGUGGGCGGCGUCAUGGCAACAUCCAUCCUUCUCUCUCUGCUGCUCAUGCAAGCAUCUAAGAAUGUAUCUGAAUGGUGGCUGUCCCAUUGGAUAUCCCAUCUGAAGGACAACUCCACUGACAAUACUCCUGCUGCUGCUGAUGUCAACAUCCCGCCUCCUCCUCCUCCUCACUACUCCCCAAUGCUGCUCCUCAUAUACCCAGGCGGCCUCACGUCACCGGUGUCACUGAGGGAGACAUGGUGGUCGACGUCGUCAUCGCUGGGCGCCAACAUCAGCGCCGAACUGAAGUUCUACAUGACGGUGUACGGUUCCCUGGCCGGUGCCAACACCCUCUUCACGGCCGCACGUUCCUUCCUGUUCGCCUACGGAGCCAUCUGUGCCGCCCGCGUCGCCCACCGCAGGCUCCUCCACAGGGUGCUCAAGGCCACCAUGUCCUUCUUCGACACCACCCCUGUGGGACGCGUCCUCAACCGCUUCUCCUCGGACGUCUACACGGUGGACGACUCUUUGCCCUUCGUGCUCAACAUCCUGCUGGCCAACGUCUUCGGCCUCCUGGGCAUGCUGAUUGUCAUGGCCUACGGCCUGCCCUGGCUGCUGCUCCCCUUGCUGCCACUAGGGGUGCUCUACUACCGAACGCAGCGCUUCUACAGGCACAGCUCCAGAGAGUUGAAGCGCUUUUGUAGCGUCAUGCUGUCGCCCAUCUACUCGCACUUCUCCGAGACGCUGGCUGGGCUCGGCACGGUGAGGGCGAGUGGAAACGCUGCUAGGUUUGAGGAGGAGAACGAGGCGCGUCUGGAGCAGUACCAGCGGUGUGUGUUUGUGAGCAACGCGGCCAUGCAGUGGCUUGACAUCCGCCUCCAGAUGAUCGGGGUCGUCGUGGUUACCGGCAUCAGCAUUAUCGCCGUCAUACAGCACCACUUCAGCUCCGUAGACCCCGGUCUGGUGGGCCUGUCUCUGUCGUACGCCCUGUCCAUCACCAACCUGCUGUCGGGCCUGAUCUUCAGCUUCGCCCAGACGGAGAUGCAGAUGGUCAGCGUGGAGCGAUUGGAGGAGUACAGCACCAGCGUGCCCAUCGAGCCGCAAGAGGGACGCCGACAGGUUCCCCCCUCGUGGCCUCAGCACGGCUGCGUGGAGUUCCGCGGGGCGGUGCUCUCCUACCGGCCGGGCCUUCCCAACGCCCUGGACGGGGUGAGCAUGGAGCUGCGGCCCGGGGAGAGGGUGGGCAUUGUGGGCCGCACGGGCUCGGGCAAGUCCACCCUGUUCCUGGCCCUGUUCCGCAUGGCCGAGCUCAGCCAGGGCUGCAUCCUGCUGGACGGGGUGGACAUCGCACAGGUCGCGCUCUCUCAGCUCCGGUCCAAGAUGGCGGUGAUCCCCCAGGACCCCUUCCUAUUCUCCGGCUCGGUGCGGGACAACCUGGACCCCUGCGGACGACACUCGGACCAGCGACUCACCGACGCCCUGCAGCAAUGCCACCUGGAGGAGGCGGUCAGGAGGAUGGGGGGCCUGGCAGCGGAGGUGGGGGAGAAAGGGAAGUGCCUGUCAGUGGGUCAGAGGCAGCUGCUCUGUCUGGCACGGGCCUUGCUGACCGAAGCUACCGUGCUGUGCAUUGACGAGGCCACGGCCAGCGUGGACCAGAAGACAGACGUGCUCCUGCAGCGGACCAUCAGGGAGACCUUCAAGGGCAAGACGGUGCUGACCAUCGCCCACAGGCUCAACACCAUCAUGGACUCGGACAGGGUGCUGGUGAUGCAUGCUGGGAAGGUGGUGGAGUUUGACAGCCCCGCCGCCCUCUCCCAGCAGGACGACUCGUUCUUCCACAGGCUGCUCGAAGGAAGAGGAGCAUGAUGACAUGGCAUGAAGGCAAAACUCAGUAUUGCCAGACUGGGCGGUCACCCGCCCAAUUGGGCUACUUGGGAUAGCCGUCUGCGGGUAAAAACGGGAAAAAUUGGCUAUUUGAUCAGGCACAUCUGGCAACACUGGCAAAACUCAUAACAGGGCCUGGACUUGGAACGAAGAAGCAGCCUGGGCAUUUUUGGCAUAGACCAGCCUCUCACUCAGCCCCCUGAUUUUCUUUCUUUUUUACCUUUUUCUUUUUUUGGGGACGUUGCUGGCGGGAGAGGAGGGCCUGAGCUGGAGCGAAAUGGCCGGUCGGGGUGCCUCUCCAGGCGGGUCGCGUUUGUCGCCAAUGGGUCGGCGCGCUCUGCUUUUCUACGAUUUUAUCAUUAGCACAGUCCACUGUCGGUGCUAAAAAGAUGGACCAAUGGGCUGCACCAUCUAAAUUGAGGGUUGAUCUCUAAUUAAAAUAAACAAAGAAAAACGAGAGCAUAAUUGUCGGACCACGGGGGAAACGCCCUUAAUGUCAGAUCACCAGUCCAGCCCAGACUCAUAGUGUGGCUACCAUGGACCAUGGCCUGUAAAAAAACAACAACAAAAAACACCUAAAUAGAUUAGGCCAAUGUUUUUUUUUAUAUAUAUAUACCACUACAUAUGAAGGCCAACGUGAUAAUGACUACUACGGACAAAUACUACAGACUGUAAAAACUGACCUAAAUACAUUAGGUCAAUGUUUUUUUUUUUUUUUUAAUGGCUACUACACAUGAAGUAACUGAAAAUAAAAUAAAGGUGUGUGCCAACACAUGUGUGCCAUUAAAUAUUUGGGAGCAUUUUACAGUGUUGCGGACCUUUAUUUUCUUUUCAGUUAUCUUACGUUUGGUCCAGCACCUGUGCUACUGAUGUGCGCACAUUCUUUGACUUACUACACAUGAAUGCCAAACAAAUGAUGACUUAUUUGGUCCAUUACUACCGACUGUAUAACAACGACCUUAAUAGAUUACCAGUAGGUCAGUGUGUUUUAAAAUGGCCACUACACAUGAAGGAGCAUGAAGGCCAAACUAUAGUUACAGUAGAUUUUCCAAACACUGAUACUGAUACGGUAGCAAAUGAUACUGUAUAGAGGAGUGUUAAAGUUGAAUGUGUGUUGAAUAAAGUGAAUGCAAUGUAAGUUUUGAAUGAGUAUCAAAUUCAACAACGAUUUACAACAACGAUUCUUCUGUGGAGUGUAUUUCACCCUACUCUUUUAACACUGCAGAAUUUACCGUAUACAUGGACUACUACUGUGGUCUGUAAAAUAACGACCUACAUUUGAUUAGGUCAGUGUUUUUUUUCGUUUUUUAUUUUAUUUUUUUAUUUUUUUUAUUGCAUCUAAAAUGGCUGUAAACUGUUCUGAUGUACCUUACAAGUUACAGUUGAUCACAUCAUAGUUUUGCUAUUGUUUAGGGUAAAUGUGUGGACCUAUUUUACUACACAGGGAAGCUGACAGGAAGGGACAAAAAGGGUCAGUUGUCGCCCGGGGCCCAGAAUUAGGUCCUGAUGACAUUGUGUUACGUAUCGGGUGGUGGGGCCUCUUAGAUGACAUUAUCCCGGGCCUGGCCAAAGGGGUCAACGGCCCUGCACUACAGCCCUAAUAGCCAGAUAAGCAAACUUCAAUAUUGCUGGGCAAAUUGCAUGGCAAUUGAAAUGCGCAGAAAACUAAAAGGAGGUUACACUGCACAAUACAAAAAUGUAUUCAAUAAUGUCAUCAAUAGCCUAAGUCAAAGAUACAGUUCGUAGUCCCUUUCAUACCUUCAUGAACAUCAUUUGUACGACUGUGCGCAUCUUGUUUCUAUGUGUAAAAUGAUUGUCCGUGACAUGGGUCCCAUUACACUGGUUACGAACAAAUGUCCUCCAUGUCAUGGUACCUACAUAAAGACAAUCAAGACCUACUCAGGGAUGAAGAUUUUUUUUGCUAUUGAAGAUGUUUCUGUUAUGCCGCCAUGUUGCCAUCAAUUCUGUUGAUACAAUUAUGUUGUCACAAGUAAAGAUGGGUCAUUGUUUUGAAGA
Molecule: messenger RNA, 7258 nt
Organism: Engraulis encrasicolus (European anchovy)
Lineage: Eukaryota; Metazoa; Chordata; Actinopteri; Clupeiformes; Engraulidae
Gene: abcc10
Product: ATP-binding cassette, sub-family C (CFTR/MRP), member 10
Exons: 26
Coding region: 434-5224 (1596 amino acids)
Biological process (GO): transmembrane transport
Cellular component (GO): membrane
Molecular function (GO): ATP hydrolysis activity; ATP binding; ABC-type transporter activity
Source: RefSeq, a predicted model, not a curated record